Gadus chalcogrammus (walleye pollock) is the source of this 3870-nucleotide messenger RNA. RefSeq lists its product as uncharacterized. The record is from RefSeq and is a predicted model, not a curated record. Lineage: Eukaryota; Metazoa; Chordata; Actinopteri; Gadiformes; Gadidae. The transcript is spliced from 3 exons. Bases 718 to 2685 code for a protein of 655 amino acids.
UGGGACACAUAACGGGCUCAUAAUUGUAGGGCUGCGGUCCGUCAUAUGUACUGUAUACAUUUACAGUUUCCUCUGGGUCAGAACCUGAACCAGGAUCCAUUGUUUUCCUAUUGUCUAAACUGACUGGUCUCCCUCUGUGUGGCAAACUAUAUCCAAAUACUUUUUUCAUUUUUUCAACACUAUAUUCCAAAUUGUAUUUCUUUACUAGUAAUGUUAUUGGGGUGUGAAGAUGACAAGACCAAAAGAUGGAAAAAGAUGGAGGAGGAAUUGUCAUGAAGAAAAGAAUAAACGACCAAGAAGGACUGCACAAUUGCCAUCCCGCCCUGCAGCUGCCAUUGUCCAAUUGGGAACUAAUGAGCCAUCUUUAAACGAUGGACAUUCGACACAAGGGGCCGGAAGUGAACCAUCCCCACAUAGGGCCCCGAACGGAGAAGGACCAUCCUCCCACUGUCCCAGCGGAGGCCCGCCAGCCUCCAACUUCACAUCAGUCUCUGGUAUUCCUUCUGAUGUCCUAACUGAACUGCAGGGCAAUGAUAAUGAACCAGAAGUGCUCCCUGAUAACGCCGAUUGGAUUUUUGAUGAUGGAGGACUUACCUUCUGUGAAGGAUUUGAAGACGGUUUAGAUGAGGGGAGUGCACAGUCAACUUGCGAGACAAAACAGACUUGCCUUUGUAUGACAAUGCAUCGAUAACUGUUCCAGAGUGCCUUUUGAUUAUCAUGGCUUAUGUGAACUGCCAUAAAGUAACUGAUACGGCCCUUAGCGACUUGCUCAAAUUGUGCAAAUUGCUUUGUCCCCAUAGUCUGAAUACAGAUCGCUUGAACAUUGUACAGAAGUUCAAAGACUAUUUUUUUUCUCAGUCUGCUUCAUCCCCUAUUUUACAUAAAUAUUGCAGUAAAUGUUUUGUGUCCAUAGAGGGUGAACAGUUGCAAUGUCAGUCUUGUGCGACUAGUGUGUCAGAAGAAGGAUCCUCCUCAUAUUUCAUUGAGGUUCCAAUUGAUGCUCAAAUAAGGUCAUUUUUUCUUACACCUGGUUUUCAGGAGAAGCUUAACUUUAGAUUCAGCCGGAAUAAAAAAGAUCCAAACAACAUUGAAGACAUAUAUGAUGCAGACAUUUACAAAAAGCUUGUAGAUCAGGGUGGUCCUCUUAGUAACCCUAAUAACAUAUCCCUUACUUGGAACACAGAUGGGGUACCUGUUUUCAGAUCAUCUAAGUUUUCAGUGUGGCCUUUUUAUUGUGUCAUUAACGAACUGAGCUUCAUUGAACGCACAAAGAGACAAAAUAUGAUAUUUGCUGGGCUUUGGUAUGGUGAUUCAAAACCAUCCAUGCAUACUUUUCUUAAACCACUAAGCGACACACUGAGAAAACUUGAAGAUGAUGGAAUCCUUUUGCAACCUGCAGAGGCAUCUGAACCCUUUGUGUCUAAAGUGCUAACUAUUGCAGGAACAUGUGACUUGCCUGCCAAAGCGUUAGUACUUAAUUCAGUGCAAUACAAUGGGAAAUAUGGAUGUCAUAAAUGUGAACAGCCUGGGGAAACUGUGAAGACUGGGGAAAGGGGACAUGUUCAUGCAUUUCCAUUCAUAACUGAAGAUCCAAAAGGGCCACCACGCACAGAUGAAGGGUUUGACCUUGAUGCUAAAAUUGCAGAUGACACCAAAACUACUGUAAAAGGGGUGAAGGGUCCCUGUGCGCUUAGAAAACUAAAAAGUUAUAAGUUAAUUCAAGGCACUGGCAUUGAUUACAUGCACUCAGCUCUUCUGGGAGUGAUGCGCCUUUUGAUGGCUCUCUGGUUUUCUCCAGAGUUUUCUUGUAAGCCUUUCAGCAUCUCAAAACAUAGUAAGGAAAUAGACAAGAGAUUAAAAGAUCUCUCCCCUCCAUCUUUAACGAGGUAUCCGCGAUCAGUGUUAUCACACAGAAUGUUUUUUAAAGCAUCAGAAUAUCGUGAUAUUUUGCUCUUUUAUGGACCUGUUGUUUUCCGUGGUAUCCUUGCAACAGCGUACUAUAAUCACUUCCUCCUCCUAAGUGAAGCCAUUUUCAUUCUGUUGAUGGAAUCCAUAUCUGUGGAAAUGGUUGAUCAUGCUGAGAAACUGUUGUGGAACUUCUGUUCUCAAAUGUGUGAUCUUUAUGGUGAGCGGUACCUAACUGCAAAUGUGCACCUCCUAGUUCACUUGGCCGACAGUGUCAGGGCCCUUGGUCCAUUAUGGACUCACUCAUGUUUCCAUUUCGAAGACAAAAACGGCUAUUUGUUGAGGCUCAUACAUGGUACUCAGAAUAUACCAAUUCAGAUGGUCUCUGCAGUCAAACUAGUUCAGUCUAUACCUGUUAUUUCACAAACCAUAAAGCCAGCUAAUGACAUAGCUACAUUUUACACUCUGAUGACUAAGGACCAUAGUUUUGGUCAGGAAAACAAUGAUAAAAGAAUACAACUUUUUGGAGCAUCAAGUGAAGUUCAGUUACAGGAAAUUCACAUGACUACCUUGGAAAGACAUGCUGGUCACUGUAUUGAUCCUAAAACAGUGAGAAGAUAUGAUAGGGCACAAGUUAAGAGACAUUAUCUCACAUCAAGACAUUAUGGGAAAGGCCACAAUAGAAGAAAGAAUUGUACAGUUGUUUUUUCAAGUGGAGCAGAGCUAAAAUAUGGACAGGUUGAGUUCUUCCUUACGUCUGAACAGUCUGGUGUCAAAUGAGCUCUUAUUAAUGAAUUUGAAUGUGCAGAUUUUACUUUGCUUAGAGAUAGUGUCACAAAUGGUACCUGCUUUCAUGUUGUGCCUCUGUUUGAAACCUCUGUAAAUACAGUAGCAGUUUCUCUUGAGCAUGUAAUGGGAAAGGUUAUUUUCAUUGACUUGACCUCUAUGCCUGGCAUUGUGUUUGCAGCUCAUUUUCCAAACACAAUUGAGAAGUUUUAGAUAUGCUUCUGUUUACACUGUGAAUGUCACGUAAUGAACAAAUGAUAUGAAACUUUUGCUACAUACCUAAAACGGCUAUUUGUUGAGGCUCAUACAUGGUACUCAGAAUAUACCAAUUCAGAUGGUCUCUGCAGUCAAACUAGUUCAGUCUAUACCUGUUAUUUCACAAACCAUAAAGCCAGUUAAUGACAUAGCUACAUUUUACACUCUGAUGACUAAGGACCAUAGUUUUGGUCAGGAAAACAAUGAUAAAAGAAUAUAACUUUUUGGAGCGUCAAGUGAAGUUCAGUUACAGGAAAUUCACAUGACUACCUUGGAAAGACAUGCUGGUCACUGUAUUGAUCCUAAAACAGUGAGAAGAUAUAAUAGGGCACAAGUUAAAAGACAUUAUGGGAAAGGCCACAAUAGAAGAAACAAUUGUACAGUUGUUUGUGGCGCAGAGCUAAAAUAUGGACAGGUUGAGUUCUUCCUUACGUCUGAACAGUCUGGUGUCAAAUGGGCUCUUAUUAAUGAAUUUGAAUGUGUAAUGAAUUACUUUACUUAUAGAUAGUGUCACAAAUGGUACCUGCUUUCAUGUUGUGCCUCUGUUUGAAACCUCUGUAAAUACAGCAGCAGUUUCUCUUGAGCAUGUAAUGGGAAAUGUUAUUUUCAUUGAAUUGACCUCUAUGCCUGGCAUUGUACGUUUUAGAUAUGCUUCUGUUUACACCGAGUGUCACAUCAAGACAUUAUGGGAAAGGUAUGAAACAAAAAAUAAUAAAAGAAAUGUACAGUACAAGAUAACAUAUUUCUAAUUGUCACUUCAUUUCAAUUGGUUUUUACAUCUCGUGUUGUACACCAUAUCGUACUAUUGUCCAAGUCUGGUUCUUUAAAUUGCCUGCAUCUAGCAUUCUUAAUGUUAUAUUAUCAUCCAAUUAUAUCACAUUAAGACUCAUUUGAGAGCACAGGGAGACUGAUCAGGUAUCUCUC